AUGUUCACCUUUUUGGUGGUGCUCCUGAGUGUUUACGGUGCAACUGCACAACAAAAAGCAGUUUGUUCAAGUAAACCGACUGAUGCCAAUGAUCCCGUUCGAUAUGCGUUCCUUAACGAACAGAACACAUUGAGAAAAACGCUUGCUGCGGGAAAUACAGAUGAUGGUGGAGCGGACAAUUUAUACGGAUCGAAGAGUCUAUUCCAGUUUACUUAUAAUUGUGAUUUGGAAAUUUCCGCAAUGACUGCCGCUAAGGGAUGCCCUACUACGAGCAGCGUUCCAAACGAAGUAUCCGGAAACUCUAUAAACUAUAAAAUAAUACGUACACAUCAAGAUCCACCAAUCGAUAAUGAAGCAAAAGCAGAUAUAACUACAGUGGUGACUGGGUGGGCAGAAACGAGAUAUGAGGCGGAAUUCGAGAGAAAAACUGCUAUUUAUGAUGUUGAGGAUACCGCUCCAUUUGUGAGAAUUGUUUACAACAAAUCAAUUUCGGUCGGAUGUGUAGUGACACAUUGUGGUGCAAAAAAGACAGCAUACACCUGUGCGUACAGUAGCAGCCCCGUCAAAGGAGAGCCAUUUUACUGGCCUGUGAAGGGUUCUACCGGAUGCACAAGUGACUCACAAUGCAAAAAAGCAAUAUCUGGAUCGAAGUGUAAUGUUGCACCAAAUGAACCGGUUGGGCUUUGCGCCACGGACCUAACAGAAUUAACAACUGCUGGACCAACAGAUACAACCGCUGCUGAGUCCACCACAUCAGAAACCACUGUCAUGCCUACCACUACAUCAACAGCCGCUGCCGCUGAAACAACCACGGCCACCAGCUCAAGCACACUGAUGACGGAUGAAAUCCGUGACAAGAUUGUCACUAUGCACAAUUAUCGCAGAUCGUUACUUGCACAGGGAACUGUUAGGAAUGGAAAAGAAGGAAAACCGAACUGUGGAACAGCCAAGAACAUGUAUAGGAUGAAAUACGACAAGUCGUUGGAGACGGAAGCACAAAAAUAUGCGGAUACUUGUGCUCUCGUGAGUUCUGGUGAAGCAACACGACCACAAUCCGGUGAAAAUACCUAUGUAGUUCAAUCGGACACAGUUUCACCACUCAGUGCGGUAGAAGAAUCCAUUAAAAGUUGGUGGAAACAAAUCCUUUCGAAUGGUAUAAAUGCUAAGAUGCAGUACACUGAAUUUUUAUCGACAAAAAGAAAUGCACCUCUUAACUUCAUACAGAUGGCUUGGGCUAAUUCCUACAAAAUUGGUUGUGGAGUGAGCCGUUGCACGGGUAAAACUUUCGUAGUUUGUCGCUAUAAUCCUCGGGGAAAUGUUCUGAACGAGUACAUCUACAAUGUUGGCAGUAUCUGCGCAUCAUGCCCAAACUCAUGCACGGACUCACUUUGUGAUUCACCUGCAAACUAA
This is a messenger RNA of Necator americanus (New World hookworm), 1410 nucleotides long. RefSeq lists its product as uncharacterized. The transcript is spliced from 13 exons. NCBI's taxonomy places the organism in Eukaryota, Metazoa, Nematoda, Chromadorea, Rhabditida, Ancylostomatidae. Gene Ontology annotation, cellular component: extracellular region. The record is from RefSeq and is a predicted model, not a curated record. The coding region runs from base 1 to 1410 and encodes 469 amino acids.